AUGGUACAUGCAUCCGAGGUGACUCCGCUCGUAGCGAAUGGCCCCUCCUCGCUUCGUUCUUUCACGUUUCAUGGCGUUAAAAGCCGUUAUGUGAUCUUUAUGGCUACUAGUUUUAUUUUAUUGCUCACGUUUGCGUUCGUGGCCCACAAGGACUCAUCGGUAUCAAACCUGAAAGGCGUCACUAGCAAGUUUGACAAGUUUUUCUGUGGAAUGUCGAGCCAUGAAUCGGGGUAUAUAAAAUUACCCAACACAAAUAAUGACCAUUAUUUUUAUUGGUUUGUCGAAUCUCAGAGUGAGCCACAGAAGGACCCUUUAGUCCUCUGGCUUACAGGAGGACCCGGCUGUUCCAGCAUGAUGGCACUAUUGGCUGAAAACGGUCCUUGCCAUGUCCAGCCGGAUCUGUCGACUCAGAUCAAUCCAUACUCUUGGAAUAAUCAGGCCAAUGUUAUUUGGCUGGACCAACCAACAGGAGUGGGAUUCUCUUAUGGUUCUAGCGUAGAUUACGACUCGAGUGAGUUCAAUGUCGCGGAAAACAUUUACUGGUUCUUACAGGAAUUUCUAAACAAACACCCGGAAUUCAGUGAUCGGGAGUUUUUCGUAACGGGCGAAAGUUACGGUGGACACUAUGUACCUGCUACUGCCAGCUACAUUUUGAAAGCCAAUAUGCUUCGGCACUUGAAUCCGGACGCAGUUUAUAUUAAUCUGACAGGUAUCGCAGUUGGUAACGGACUGACGGACCCGGCAGAGCAAUACCUGCACAGUGUCGACAUGGCCUUCAACUCGUACAAUAUAUCGCUGUUAAAUGAAAAGGCAAUUGAAGAUAUGCGUAAGGCGCAGCCGGUGUGUCGCGAGCUCAUUUUGAAGUGCCAGAAAGAACAGCAGAUGUGUGCUGAUGCAAUGGAAUUUUGCUUUGGAACGCUGGAAGGACCGUAUUUUCAGUCGGGGCGAAACCCCUACGAUAUUCGGAAGCCAUGUGCUGAAGACAACGUGAUGAACUGCUUCCACUUUGAGCACAUUGUCGAGUACUUGAAUGCACCGGCUAUCUUGGCGGAGCUAGGUGUCGAUGAACACAAGUCCAAGCCAUGGCAAGAGUGCGAUGGGACGGUGGGUGCAGGUUUUGUACUCGAUGAGAUGCUAUCCUCGGCUGAGGAUGUCAAACUUCUCCUGGAUGCAGGCGUGAGAGUGUUGAUUUACGCUGGUGAUGCGGACCUCAUGUGCAAUUGGGUGGGCAACCAGGCGUGGGUGAUGGCGCUAGAUUGGAGCGGAAAAGAAGACUUUAGAAACGCACCAAACCGCCCGUUGAUUACAUCUGAGGCCCCAGAUGCAGGGCGAGUUCGUGCGUUCGAAAACUUGGCGUUCAUUCGUGUGUUUAACUCUGGCCACAUGGUGCCUAUGGAUCAGCCUGCUGUCUCGUUUGAGAUGAUAAACAAGUUUUUUCACGACCAGGAUCUCUGA
Messenger RNA from Peronospora farinosa, 1455 nucleotides. The record is from the annotation of a GenBank genome assembly. NCBI's taxonomy places the organism in Eukaryota, Oomycota, Peronosporomycetes, Peronosporales, Peronosporaceae.